This is a messenger RNA of Xyrauchen texanus (razorback sucker), 3334 nucleotides long. It is a transcript of the gene tmem134, whose product is annotated as transmembrane protein 134. The transcript is spliced from 8 exons. The record is from RefSeq and is a predicted model, not a curated record. Bases 232 to 855 code for a protein of 207 amino acids. Lineage: Eukaryota; Metazoa; Chordata; Actinopteri; Cypriniformes; Catostomidae.
UAGUCUCGACUCACAAAAACAGAAGCAGCUGUAACUAGCAAAGUUUAGGUUAAAGUUUUCUCCGUUGAACGCGGCAAGAUUAUAAUAAACCUAAACAUAUUAACGAACGUUGAAUCCCCUGGAAUUUAUAGGAGGAUCAUGAUAGAAAGAUAUCUACGUAACUGAUGAAAAUCACGGUUAUUCGACAUGCUUGCCAGUUAACAUCCAGUCGACGUCUGAGGUCCUGUAGCUAUGGGGACACAGUUCACAAUUGAUGAUGCAUUCGUCCUGGAUGGGGAGGAGGUGGAAGUUGUGGUGCCUGGAGAGAAUGUGGAUGAGUGGAAGGGGAGAGAGAAAGAUGGCGGUGCAGAGAUGACGUUUGGACCGCUCUCUUUUACCAAAACACAAUGUCAUCCUUCUGGUUCCGCUGGUACUCCUGAACACAGUAAUCUGAAAUAUCAGAACCUGGAAAAUGAAGAUGGUUUAGGUGGCACUGUGAACUCUUCUUUCAAUAACUUCUUCAAAAUCAGUGAUCCUGCUACUUUGUCCUACUGCAGCUCUCAGUGGUCAUUCAGCACACUCAGCUCAGUCACUCAGCUGUCUGCCCAUUGCUGCGGGUGGACUUCUCACCCGCUAGUGAAGAAGAACAGACGAGUCAUUCUUGCCUCAUUCCUCCUCUUAAUCACUGGAGUUGCUCUGAUCUUUACAGGCAUUGUCAUACAGUUAAACCCACACGCAGGUGUUUCAAGUGCAAUUUUCUUUGUUCCAGGAUUUCUUCUCUUCAUUCCUGGUGUAUAUCAUGUGAUCUAUAUAAGCUGUGCAGUUAGGGGGCGAAGAGGAUUCAAGUUGUUCUAUUUGCCAUACUUUGAGAAGUAAACCAUUUGUCUGUACAUCAUCCAGACUGGUGAUCUGGAUUGUCUCUGCCCACCAUUUCAUGUGCUCUAAAAUAUAUUUAGUUACAAAACCCCAAAAAAUGAAGUAUGGGAAAGAUAAUUUUUACAAUCUCACUUUCUAUGGUUUUCUAAACAAUUUAACAGCCAAUCUAUACCUACAUCUAAGCAUAACCUCAUCUGCAAAUAAAACUAACAGCAGAGUUUAAACUUUGAUUUAGAAUGUCAAGAGCUACAAUAUACAAUUGUACUUCAAUAUUAGAAAGCACAGGCUCUGUCCAUACGAUUUUAGAGGUUGUUUGCUCAAGACUGUAUAUUGAUAGACACAAUUUAUUUUAGCUGUACUACACUGUAUUGUAUGUUCUCAAUUCAGUGAAACAUGUCUGAAUCAGUACUUGGAGUUCAAAAAGGAGCCUUGUAAUAAGCCUGUGUUACAUAUGUAAAAUGUUCUUUUAUAAAUAGUGCACCAUUAAUAACAUGAAAUUGUACACCACCGACCUUGUAAAAGUGCAGGGAAAAAACUCAGACAAAACAAAUGAGUCAAAAGAAUGAAAAUAUAAACUGAGAAAACCAAUACAAUGUGCCAUUUAGGUCACCACAUGCACACAUACGGCCCACAUUUUAAAACAUUUUAAACACCUUCUCUCUUGUACAAUCAUGUUACAUGCGUCAACCAAAGUGAUUUGUAUUGCCACUGUGCGUCAUUCAUCAUUUUAUCUUGUACCACUACUUACACUUUGAACCACUGUUUUAGUGUACAUCCAACAAUUGAGUGUUAAGAUUUUUUUCUUGUGUGAUUAUGUACAUUUGUAAUAAUGUUGACACUACAAUAAAACUUGUUUUAUAUUUACUUUUAAACCUCAGUGCUGCAUUUGUUCAUUAUCCACAUUGGUGACACAUACGGUGUACAAGCACUUCUGAAAUACUUGUACAAUCUGUUACAUCAAACAAGAUCCUUUCAGAACACAAAUGAAAACUGACAAGUUAACAAAUGAUUGUAAUUAGUUGAGUAUUUCUAUUUAAGUAUUUCCAGUCCUAUUGAUAUUAGAGAACUGAUCCCAAAGUAGCAGUAAAAAUAUCACUAUGACCGCAUUUACAUGCACAUUCUUGCACCGGUUAUCCUUGAUUAGCUUAUCAGUGUUAGAUGGUAAAUUACGUAAAAAUAAACCGAUCGACUGGAAUUGUAGAUAUUUGCCAUUACCCAGAUUUCGUAUUUAAUGUAAACAACUUUACCGGGGUUUUUACUGGCCUAUCCAAUGUCUGCAAGAGUUGCACACAUGCCUUUUCACAGCAUGAUGUCAAAAGCAGAGAAUAAAUAUUUAAAAUCUUGUGUAAUCGAGGCUUCCUUGCUUUGUUAGAACUUUUAAAUAAACUGAUUUUUGGGAGGUAUUGGUGUGCAGGUAAACAGGCUCUAUGUGUCAAGAUUCAAUAAUUCUAUUAGUGUAUAAAAAAAACAAAAAACAUUAAUACAUAAAACACUCAUAACAAAAAGUUAUUCCAUACUGAUGUGACAAUAGAGCUGUUUUGUUUGUAGUCCAUAUUCAUGGAAGAUAAUUGGCAAUUUCGAGCUACGGGUUCCCUCAGUGCAUUUUUAUAAUAGUAGUUUUCGAUUUAUGAGUAAUGUUUGUGGUUAAUAUUACUUGAAUGGAUUUUCAUGUUUUGUUUUACACAUAGGCAUACUGCGUACUUAAUGUAAAACAAAAUGUGAAAGUCUCUUCCAAGUAAUGUUAAUCAGAGACCUUAUUUCACAAAUAAAAUGAAAAUGUAUAUUCUAAAAACCCAUUAUAAAUUCAAGAAGGUGAAAUAGCCUUAAGGUUUGGCCCACAAAUUGACGUCAUUACUGAACAGCUCUAUAUCAUAUGAAAAUAAUAGAGCUGUCAGAAUGAAAGUGUUAACUCGUUCGAUUAAAGUUUAACGCAUCAAUUAAACGCGAUUAAUGCAUUUACUGUUAAUACAGCCUAAAUACACAUUUAUGCGGAACCUUAGUAAUGUGUCCGCCCAGAGUCAUUACACUGACACACAUGCCACAGCACCAGAGCCCAUCUACCAAUGGGAGCCUAAAAGCUUAGCAUAAAAUAGCAUAAUGCUGUGGACCCAUAGACAUUUUAUGGGUGAAACGGUCUUAACAUGCUAGUUGACCAUUAAGCGCUCUCCUAUGAUUGAGCCGUGGAGGUUAUCUCAGAAAAAUAAAAGGAUCCCUUCAACGCUUCACUGUCAGUGAUAAAAAUUAUAAAGAUUGCAGCUCUUAACACUACUUUGAUGUACCAACCAAGCCCAGAUUGGACAUCAAGAAAUCAAGUAUUUUUCAGCCUAUGUAAGACUAUGUAUGAAUUACCACAGAAGCACACCAAAUCUUAACUAUCAACAAAAAUCAGAAUGAGACAUUUAUAUUUGCAGCCCUUUUCAUGGCGAGUUCAAUCCACGAUGCUGGCGUUCAUGCUCUAAAGCAAAUCAUAAAAGCAGCU